Messenger RNA from Manduca sexta (tobacco hornworm), 1041 nucleotides. Its product is annotated as ommochrome-binding protein-like. The record is from RefSeq and is a predicted model, not a curated record. NCBI's taxonomy places the organism in Eukaryota, Metazoa, Arthropoda, Insecta, Lepidoptera, Sphingidae. Gene Ontology annotation, molecular function: protein binding. Bases 136 to 990 code for a protein of 284 amino acids. The transcript has 2 exons.
UCUGGUUCUCUUUCGAAAUAUUUAACCUUUCGCCAAUACUCCACAUCUUCAUUGUUCUAUAACAUUGAUGUACAAUCAUUGACAGCUUCAGAUUGGCAGUUUAGUUAUCGCUCGCCUACUCUGAGACUCGAUAAAAUGAAACUGUUCCUAAUCCUGUCGAGUCUCCUCGCGAUCCAGGCUGGAGUGAUCAAGGAGGAAUCAAUAGAAGUGGAAGAGAAAGUCUGCGAUGGCAUUAUCAUCAAUGGAACUUACCACGAACAAGAAAUCCUGCACAGAGAUCUAGAUCGACCGUUCCUCCUAUCAGUAGAUCACAGUACAAACGAUCUUUACUUUAGUUACAAUGUUAAGGUAGAUGAAGACGAUUUUCGCUCAGCAAGACUCAAUUUGAACUCAAAAGAGUUUAAGAACAUUGAAGGUGUUUCUAAUGGGUUUGCUCAAGCCGUAGAUCCUAGCACCAACGACAUUUACAUCGGAGGAAGCGACGGUAUCUACAAAUACGACCCUAGAAACAACAAAGCCGAAUUAUUUGCCCAAAGAGGCAUGAACAUUUGGACGUUAUAUUACAAAGACUUUCUUUACUUCUCUAAUUUCCCGUCACAAUUCCUUUACGUAUUAAUAGACGGAAAGAGUGAAAGAUUAGCAGAAUUACAAGACACUAAAGUUGAACACUUCGUUAUCGAUAAUGAAGAUGUGAUGUUUUACACUAAUAAUACAGGAUUGUACGGACACAAGAAAGGGACACUAGACUCAGUGCUUUAUAAAGAAAUAGGAAGUAUAGGAAUCAGAGCUCUAACAACAGAUAUAAAUGGUAAUGUGUAUGCCUGUUUCUCUGAUGGUGUGUAUGCUGUAAGAAAGGCCACGCAAAGUUUAGAGAAGAUUUUCGAUAUAGACGAUGCGUUUGGACUUGCGUUUGAUAAUAAUAAUAAUAUAGUGUACUCUGACGCUGUAAAACUUAUUAGAUUGAGGCCGAAUAGGAGCAAGUCAUGUUGAGUUUUUUUUAUUGUAAUAAAGUUUUUUAAGUGUUUUUCUUUUUCUUUAGCA